AUGAAUAUCCUACAAGAACCCAUCGACUUCCUCAAGAAGGAUGAGAUUAAGAACAUCGACCUAUCCCAGAUGAGCAAAAAGGAAAGGUACAAAAUAUGGAAGAGGAUACCAAAAUGUGAAUUACAUUGCCACCUGGACCUCUGCUUCUCCGCAGAUUUCUUCCUGAGCUGCAUUCGAAAAUAUAAUUUACAACCCAAUUUAUCUGAUGAGGAAGUAUUAGAUUAUUACUUGUUUGCAAAAGGAGGAAAAUCUUUAGGAGAGUUUGUUGAGAAGGCAAUAAGAGUGGCUGAUAUAUUUCACGACUAUGAGGUGAUUGAAGAUUUGGCCAAGCAUGCUGUGUUUAACAAAUACAAAGAAGGAGUUGUCCUGAUGGAAUUCCGUUACUCACCAACCUUUGUUGCUUUUAAAUACAAGCUGGACAUUGAGCUGAUUCACCAAGCUAUCGUGAAGGGGAUAAAGGAAGUAGUGGAGUUGUUAGACCAUAAAAUUCACGUAGCUUUGAUGUGCAUUGGAGAUACAGGUCAUGAGGCAGCAAACAUUAAAGCAUCUGCUGAUUUCUGCUUAAAACAUAGGGCAGAUUUUGUAGGGUUCGAUCAUGGAGGACAUGAAGUGGAUUUAAAACAGUAUAAAGAAAUUUUCGAUUAUGUGAGAGAAAGUGGCAUACCUCUUUCUGUUCACGCAGGGGAAGAUGUUACCCUCCCAAAUUUGAACACUUUGUACUCAGCUAUACAAGUACUUAAAGUGGAAAGAAUUGGACAUGGAAUUAGGGUAUCUGAAUCGCAAGAACUAAUCGAUAUGGUUAAGGAGAAAAAUAUUUUACUUGAAGUUUGCCCCAUUUCAAAUGUGCUGCUGAAAAAUGCCAAGUCCAUGGAUACGCAUCCUAUUAGACAAUUGUACGAUGCUGGAGUGAAGGUCUCCGUCAAUUCGGACGAUCCUGGAAUGUUCCUUACCAACAUCAAUGACGAUUAUGAGGAGUUGUACACCCACUUGAAUUUUACUCUCGAAGAUUUUAUGAAGAUGAAUGAGUGGGCUUUGGAGAAGUCCUUCAUGGAUUCGAACAUAAAGGACAAAGUAAAGAACCUCUACUUUUAG
This is a messenger RNA of Plasmodium cynomolgi strain B, 1092 nucleotides long. Its product is annotated as adenosine deaminase. Gene Ontology annotation, molecular function: adenosine deaminase activity. Gene Ontology annotation, cellular component: external side of plasma membrane; cytosol. The record is from RefSeq and is a predicted model, not a curated record. Bases 1 to 1092 code for a protein of 363 amino acids. Gene Ontology annotation, biological process: adenosine catabolic process; inosine biosynthetic process; hypoxanthine salvage. The transcript has a single exon. Lineage: Eukaryota; Apicomplexa; Aconoidasida; Haemosporida; Plasmodiidae.